Molecule: messenger RNA, 1897 nt
Organism: Andrographis paniculata
Lineage: Eukaryota; Viridiplantae; Streptophyta; Magnoliopsida; Lamiales; Acanthaceae
Exons: 7
Coding region: 360-1628 (422 amino acids)
Source: RefSeq, a predicted model, not a curated record
AUCACAACAACAUUCCCAGCGUCGGCAGGGAACUGUGCUGUGCUGUGCGGUGCUGUGCUGUGCGUCGUCGUCUUUCUCUUCUUGUUUUAUAUAUAUAUAUAUAUAUAUCUACAGACUACAGUGUGUGAAUGUAUUCCUGUGUUGAGUUGAUUUGAUUGGAAUGGAUUGGAUUGAAUUUUCCUCUUCCUUUUCUCUCUCACCCUACAAAAAAGUUUGCUUAAUUUGUUCUUAAUCGCCAAUCAACCUUUUCGUGAAUCCACAGUAAAACAUAUAUAUAUAUAGAGAGAGAGAGAGAGAGUGAGUGAUUUUAUGAUUUGUUAGUGUUAAUUUGUUUGAUUGAGCUACUCCUACUCAUAAUUAUGGAUGCCGAGGUGAGAGUUAGAGUUAGAGUGAGAGUGGCUUCCUUGCUGCUUUUUUUUCUGUUCGUAGCGCCGCCGUCAGCGACGGCGUCUCCUCGCCGGAAUCUUCAACUCCACCGCCACUUGACCCGCCUCAACAGGCCUUCUCUCAAGUCCAUCCAGAGCCCAGACGGCGAUACAAUAGACUGUGUUCAUAUCUCCCAACAGCCCGCCUUCGAUCAUCCCUUCCUCAAAUCCCACACCCCUCAGAUGAACCCUAGCUUUCAUCCGGAAGGGCACCAAUUCAUCGACGGCAAAUUAGCGCUCAAAAACUCAUCCAUGGCGAAGCAGCAGCAAUCAAUAACUCAGCUAUGGCACAUCAACGGGAGAUGUCCUCGAGGAACCGUCCCUGUAAGAAGAACACGAGCAGAGGAUGUCCUAAGAGCAUCCUCUGUCAAAGCUUAUGGUAAGAAAAGCCAUAAGAGCAUCCCCACCCCAUCCUCUGCCUCCCCUCAGCCCAACCUCGUCACUCAAAACGGCCAUCAGCAUGCCAUAGCCUACGUCCAAGAUGAUAAGUUCUACGGCGCCAAGGCGACGAUAAACGUUUGGUCUCCGAGAAUCGAGCAGCCUAACGAAUUCAGCCUGUCUCAACUUUGGAUUCUCGGCGGCUCUUUUGCAUCCGAUCUAAACAGCAUUGAGGCCGGCUGGCAGGUUAGUCCUGAUCUGUAUGGAGAUAACAACACGAGGCUUUUCACGUACUGGACUAGCGAUGCCUAUCAGGCCACGGGAUGCUACAACUUGCUGUGCUCGGGUUUUGUUCAGAUCAAUAACGAUAUUGCGCUCGGGGCCAGCAUCCACCCUAUUUCCGGCUACGGCAAUUCGCAAUACGACAUCAGCAUACUUGUCUGGAAGGAUCCGAAAGAGGGCAACUGGUGGAUGCAGUUUGGGAACAACCAUGUCCUAGGAUACUGGCCGGGGUUCUUGUUCGCGUACUUAUCAGACAGCGCAUCGAUGAUCGAAUGGGGAGGUGAAGUUGUGAACUCGCAGUCGGACGGGCAGCACACAACCACCCAAAUGGGCAGCGGGCACUUCCCCGAGGAGGGAUUCGGGAAGGCCAGCUACAUGAGGAAUAUCCAGAUCGUCGACGGGUCGAACAACUUGAGGGCGCCAAAAGAUAUCGAUGUUUUUACGGAGCAGUCGUCGUGCUACGACGUCAAGCUCGGGAAGAGCCGCGAUUGGGGAAAUUAUUUCUACUACGGAGGGCCCGGGAGGAAUCCGAAUUGCCCGUGACACGAUCAGGCUGUGGAGACUUGUCGAUGGGCUAGCUCGAUCGAUCAAUCGAUCGAAUUGCCGGGUUUGUGAUGUGUGGGUGUUUGUAGGACAUGGUAGGAUUCGUUUAGGUAUGUUUAUAUUAGGAAGUUUUGCUGAUGAUGAUGAAGAUGGUAAUGUUGUGAGAAAGUAAGGUAGAAAUUUGAAUGUGAAAGCUUGUAUUUAACUUAAUUCUUGCAUCGAACAAAUGUGUACUGAAUUUGUUCUGAUCCGAUUUACAUUUGUCUUUA